UAUUUAUAUUUGCUGCACGUAACUGAACAGCAAACGUUCGUUUCUAUUAAGUUAAUGGUACAUACGAACCUAUUUGUUUUAUUACAGAUGUCACCGCACCAUAGACUGCAGUGGAAGAGUUACCACUGACUUCCGUAGGAUUCUACGUAGCCUAAAUUAAGUUUCACACAACGUAAGCUACAGUUCUGCAAACAUGUUUGCUCAACCAGUGUGGUUAUUGUACCUGUUUACCGCCUUCAUUAUAGCAGUAUCAGCAAACGGGAAUCGUUACCAAGCGAACUGGAAGAGUUUGGACGCUAGACCACUUCCUACAUGGUAUGAUGAAUCCAAGUUCGGGAUUUUCGUACACUGGGGUGUUUUCUCCGUUCCUGCGUUCGGCAGCGAGUGGUUCUGGUGGCAUUGGCAAGGCCAAAACCCUCCGGAUCCGAAGUGUGUUGCCUACAUGAUUGAGAACUACCCACCCGGGUUCACAUAUCCAGAAUUCGCGCCGGAGUUCCACGCUCAGUUCUUUGACCCGGAUAAAUGGGCUGACAUAUUUGAGGCUUCCGGUGCAAAGUAUGUGGUUCUAACAUCCAAGCAUCACGAGGGCUUCACCACUUGGCCGUCUUCUUAUUCUUGGAACUGGAACUCGGUAGACGAUGGACCACACAGAGACCUGGUAGGAGACCUGGCGGAGGCUGUACGCAACAGGUCAUUGCAUUAUGGACUUUACAACUCCCUGUAUGAAUGGUUCAACCCCCUUUACCUGGCGGACAAAAAAAACAACUUUACAACACAGGACUUUGUCUUAAAAAAACUGCUGCCUGAGCUCACUGAUCUCGUCCUGAGGUACAAGCCAGAGUUGAUCUGGUCCGAUGGGGAUUGGGAAGCACCAGACACCUACUGGAACUCGACAGAAUUCCUGGCCUGGCUGUACAACGACAGUCCUGUCAAGGAUGUGGUUGUGACCAAUGACAGGUGGGGGGCCGGAUGUUACUGUAAACAUGGCGGCUACUAUAACUGUGCGGACAAGUACUCCCCCGGAGAGCUUCCGGGUCAUAAGUGGGAGAAGUGCCAGUCUGUGGACACUCAGUCAUGGGGUUACCGCAAAAACAUCCAGCUCUCUGAACUCAUGGACCUGCCCAGUAUCAUACAGGACCUAGUCCAAACUGUGGCCAUGGGUGGGAAUUACCUCCUGAAUGUGGGUCCCACCUCCGAUGGGAUGAUCCCCACGGUGUUUGAGGAACGUCUGAGGGACGUGGGCGGGUGGCUGGCGGUCAACGGAGAGGCCAUCUACGCCUCCAAACCCUGGAGGGUCCAGACGGAGAACGCCACCGUGCCGGUCUGGUACACCUCUAAUUCUAAGGAGUCCAGCGUCUUCGCGGUCUUCUUCACCAAACCCCACGGUUACACGUUCAAGCUGUACGAGCCUGUAACCACGGACACCACCGUUGUGACUUUGCUGGGAAACUCUGGUCCUCUAAGAUGGUCUCCUCUUCAGCCUGCUGGUCUGGUUAUUCUGCUUCCUGAGAUAGAGUUUUCCUCAGGCCAGGCCUGGACACUUAAACUAGACUGGGUUAAGUAGCCAUUUGUUUUGACUCUCCUCCAUCGUGGCGUCUGGUUGAAUUCUGCUGAGCAGGUCCCCCAGGGUACUCUUUAUUGUCGUUAACAUUUCUUAAUGGAUGUGUUUAUUAGUAUUUGUUUUUAAUUUGAAGUGGUCUGGAGUUGUACAGGAUUUGGAGAGGCUUCCUCUGCUGUCCUACUGCUGUUCACAACAUCCUUCAACCAGAACGCUCUCCGCCAGCUCCCUGCUGUCUCUAAGCAUAGAUAAUGUCUUAUUGUUUCAUUUUAACAUAUCUUUUUUGCUUUAUUACAUAAGUAGGGAAGGAUAUGUGGCAGGAAAAGCGUUGGUCUGGGUCUUAACUCAUACUGGGCCGUCCUGGAACCCAGACCACCUAAUGUAACUAUUAACCCCAGAUGUAAAGUAGUUAAAGGGAUAACAAACUGAGCAGUUCUGGUCUGACAGGCUGGAUGAGACUCGCAAUACUUCUGUUGGAACCGUAACUCAGGGAAUUGAACUGUGUUGUUGGCAGUUGGUGCCAAAAAAUAUGCUGAAUGUUUUAUCGCAUUGCACUUAGAUGACAUUUUAUGGUCAAUAAUCUGAAUUUGUGCUUUUAGUGCUUGUUUUAGUGUUCAUGUCAGUUAGGGCUGUGAAUGAGAUGAAGUUUGUCAUUUUACUUCUCAUGACGAUGAGUUCAUGGCUCAAUGGUUGUUUUUUUUUAUGGCCUUUUAAAAUAUGUGGAUAAAUGAUUGGGACUGAAUCUUUGUUCUUCAUUUUCCCCCUGAGAUUUAUCAAGCUUGAUAAUUAAGUCUUUUGAUGAAAGAGGAAGGAAGUCUUGUUAAUUUCUCAGCUGGAAAAUGUUUAUGUAUUUUGUAAUUAUGAUUGACAGAUUAUGCAAGAGAACUGUCUUUGCCUUAGUUUAACUAUGAACUGAAUAAAAUAUAUGUAAUCAACUGUU
Molecule: messenger RNA, 2498 nt
Organism: Esox lucius (northern pike)
Lineage: Eukaryota; Metazoa; Chordata; Actinopteri; Esociformes; Esocidae
Product: tissue alpha-L-fucosidase
Exons: 8
Coding region: 194-1564 (456 amino acids)
Biological process (GO): fucose metabolic process; glycoside catabolic process
Cellular component (GO): lysosome
Molecular function (GO): alpha-L-fucosidase activity
Source: RefSeq, a predicted model, not a curated record